AUGACAUCGACCGUUUAUCUGAUCACAGGAGCAAGUCGAGGAAUCGGCUACGGCCUUGCCAGGAUCCUCGUCUCGCGCCCCAAUUGCACCGUUAUCGCCGCCGUGCGCGAUCCCUCCGCCGCUGCAGCGCACACUCUCCUCGCCCUCCCCGCCGGCGACGGAUCCCGCCUCAUCCUAGUCAAGAUCGACGCUCAAUCGGACACUGACGCCCACGAAGCCGUCCGACACCUCCAGGAGGCGGAGAACAUCCACCACCUCGACGUUGUGGUUGCCAAUGCGGGCUACUAUGAUGAUGAUUACCGGCUGGAAGACGUCCCGCUGUCCAAAGUCCAGCGCCACCUGGACGUCAACACCGUCGGCAUACUUCGUCUUUUUCAGGCGGUGUUCAAGCCCCUGGACAAGAGCUCCCAGCAGCAGCAGCAGCAGCCGAAGUUCGUGACUAUUAGCAGUUUUAUGGGCAGCAUUGCCGGACUGGAUGAGGAGUACUUCCCCGGUGGUGGGUACGGCGCCAGUAAGGCGGCGGCGAAUUGGAUCACGCGGAAGAUUCAUGUGGAGAAUCCAGGCUUCGUGAGCUUUAUGAUUCAUCCGGGAUUCGUCAAGACCGCUAUGGGCAAUGCCGCUGCCAGGAGUAUUGGACUGGACUCUGCGUUUAGUGAGGUCGAUGAAUGUGCGGACGGGAUAGUCAAGCUGAUCGAUGGCGCAACAAGAGAGUCUGUUGGUGGUCGUUUUGUUACUGUCAAGGGCCAGGAGAUGGCUUUCUAAUAGCCAUUAGUGAGAUAUGGAGGGUGAUUCCUCUGAGCUGGUUGUCAGAUUGUGGAUUGUAGCUUGUGCUUAAGCUAUAUCAAGAUAGAAAUAGACAAAUUCGGAUUG
Messenger RNA from Aspergillus aculeatus ATCC 16872, 870 nucleotides. RefSeq lists its product as uncharacterized. Gene Ontology annotation, molecular function: oxidoreductase activity. The transcript has 4 exons. NCBI's taxonomy places the organism in Eukaryota, Fungi, Ascomycota, Eurotiomycetes, Eurotiales, Aspergillaceae. The record is from RefSeq and is a predicted model, not a curated record. Bases 1 to 762 code for a protein of 253 amino acids.